Molecule: messenger RNA, 3112 nt
Organism: Acipenser ruthenus (sterlet)
Lineage: Eukaryota; Metazoa; Chordata; Actinopteri; Acipenseriformes; Acipenseridae
Product: TGF-beta receptor type-2-like
Exons: 8
Coding region: 359-1966 (535 amino acids)
Biological process (GO): cellular response to growth factor stimulus; transforming growth factor beta receptor signaling pathway; heart development
Cellular component (GO): plasma membrane; signaling receptor complex
Molecular function (GO): type I transforming growth factor beta receptor binding; activin binding; transforming growth factor beta binding
Source: RefSeq, a predicted model, not a curated record
UUUCGCUGAAGAACACUGACUCAUAUUAAGCCCCUUAGCGUAUUUUGAAAGCUAUGCGGAGGCAGCAAGUUAUAGACUGUUUGUUUAUUCUGGCUACUUUUGUUGAGAGAAAGUCAAACUGCCUAACUUAAGACAUCAUUUGGGGAACCUUUUUUUCUCUGUGUCCAUCACAUUUUUAAUGAAGAUCAAGUGAAGAAAUUUCCGGAUUUUCAAUGAAUCCAUUUUGGUUUAAUGUUUUCUUGUGCAGUUUGACAGUCUUUGCUUGCCCGGCUUUCCUACAUGCAACUGAAUGUCGUUGACGUAGUUGAUUUUCAUUGGUCAGUUUGCCUUGCUACGGUGCAUACAGCAUUAUUGAUGGAUGACAAUGACAGAGUGGAAGAAUGCUGGUAAAAAAUAUCAAGUUAACAACCUGUGCAAGUUUUGUGAUGUGUUGUCAACAACAUGCGACAACUCGGGGGACUGCAAAAGCAACUGCAACAUAACCUCUAUCUGUGAGAAGCCGGAAGAAGUCUGCGUGUCCAUUUGGAGGAGGAAUGAUGAAAACACGACUGAGGAAACGCUCUGCCACGACCCGGCAAAUAAAUUAUACAACUUUAUCCUGGACGACUACAAUGCCACAGAAUGUGUGAUGAAGGAGAAGAAGGUGUUGGGCAUGUUGUUUUAUAUGUGCUCCUGCAGACAGAAAGAAGAGUGCAAUAACGUGUUCAUAUUCCCUCCUGUGGAGACCACGCCAAAGGUGCCAGUGAUUUCGCAGGUCAUGUUGAUAUGCCUCAUGCCUCCCCUGUUCAUCGCCAUCUCUGUGGUCAUCACCUUCUACUUCUACCGGGUCCAGCGUCAGAAGAGGCUGAACAAAGAAUGGGAGAAGAAGAAGAAGAAGAAGAGGACGCACGGGCAGCUGGACUGCGGCGAAGGCUGCGCCAUUAUGAUCGACGAUGACCGCUCUGACAUCAGCUCUACCUGCGCCAACAACAUCAACCACAACAUGGAGCUGCUGCCCAUCGAGCUGGACAUGCAGGUGGGCAAGGGCCGUUUCGCAGAGGUCUACAAGGCCAAGCUGAAGCAGAGCACCUCGGAGCAGUUCGAGACGGUGGCCGUCAAGAUCUUCCCGGUCGAGGAGUACGCCUCCUGGAAGAACGAGAAGGACAUCUUCUCAGACAUUAACCUUAAGCACGAGAAUGUGCUGCACUUCCUCACUGCAGAGGACCGCAAAGCAGAAAAGCAGUACUGGCUCAUCACCGCCUACCACUCCCAGGGCAACCUCCAGGAGUACCUCACCAAGCACAUUAUCAGCUGGGAGGACCUCUGGCUGCUGGGAGGGUCCCUUGCCAGAGGGUUGGCUCACCUGCACAGCGAUCAUACUCCCUGCGGACGCCCCAAGGUCGCCAUUGUCCAUCGGGACCUGAAAAGCUCCAACAUCCUGGUGAAGAAUGACUUGACCUGCUGCCUGUGUGACUUCGGACUGGGACUCAGACUCGACCCUCUGCUCUCGGUGGAUGAUCUAGCCAACAGCGGACAGGUUGGCACAGCCAGAUACAUGGCCCCUGAAAUUCUGGAAUCCAGAAUGAAUUUAGAAAACACGGAGUCGUUUAAGCAGACUGAUGUCUACUCCAUGGCCCUGGUUCUGUGGGAAAUGACCUCGCGCUGCAGUGCCCAUGGAGAUGUGAAAGACUAUGACCCUCCUUUCGGCACUAAAGUACGAGAGCACCCCUGCAUAGAAAGUAUGAAGGACAAUGUCCUGAGAGACAGAGGGCGUCCCGAGAUCCCCAGCAGCUGGCUUAAUCACCAGGGCUUGCAGCUGGUGUGUGCCAUCAUCGAUGAGUGCUGGGAUCACGACCCCGAGGCCCGUCUGACUGCCCAGUGUGUAGCCGAGCGCUUCAACGAGAUGGAGCAGAUGGACAAGCUGUCCGAGAGAAGCAGCUCGGAGGAGAAGAUCCCAGAGGACUGUUCUGUGAGCGAUGGGAAGUAGGAAAUAAAGUGGACAACCACCAGAGGGCAAAAAAAAAAAAAACCAGGAGGAAAAGGAAAAAAGCAAAAAAAAAAAACAAUGAAGUGAUCCUUUAACAGUUCUACUUGGACUUCGCACAUCUCUUCCUGGGACAGUCCACCCUGUUCCUGUUCCGCUUACUCUGUGGGGAAGGAAAGGAGAAGCACAGGAUGGGGGAUUGUGUUUCUAUUUGCAUAACUUCGCCGUAAAGGAAGAAGUGGAAUCAGCAGGGCUAAAGGAUAUAAGCUUUUGUUGUAACCAUUGACAUUUGCACUUUAUAAGUAUAUGCAUCAGAUUAUUUUGUAUUCAUGCUAAAAAGUUAUACUCUGCCUUCACAGCAAAUAACAAGGAAAUAUAGACUGUGAUUACAGACAAAAUUCAUCAAUUUUUAAGACAUUAUUGACAUUUUUAUGGUGUAAAAAUAGUGGUGGGGGAGGGGGGUCAUUUUAUAUUAUAUCCUUCAAGGUUAAUCUACAUUUAAACAUAAGCCUAACAUGUUUUAAAAUUCAGAAAAUUCUGCACACGUGUCUGAGGAAGAUAAGAAGCAAGCCAUGUUCUGAAAAUGGAAUAAUGAGGGUUGGUGUCCCUUCUCUGGGUUGCCACGCUGUGUUAUUUCACCUAGGAGAAUCAUAAGAAAGGUUACAAAUGAGAGGAGGCCAUUCGGCCCAUUUUGCUCAUUUGGUUGUUAGUAGCUUAUUGAUCCCAAAAUCUCAUCAAACAGCUUCUUGAGGGAUCCCAGGGUGUCAGCUUCAACAACAUUACUGGGGAGUUGGUUCCAGACUCCCACAAUUCUCUGUGUAAAAAAUAAAUGCCUCCUAUUUUCUGUUUUGAAUGUCCCUUUAUCUAAUCUCCAUUUGUGACCCCUUGGUCCUUGUUUCUUUUUUGAGGUCCCUGGGUCGACAUUGUCAGUACCUUUUAGAAUUUUAAAAGUUUGAAUCAGAUUGCCACGUACUCUUCUUUGUUCAAGACUGAAUAGAUUAAAUUCUUUUAGCCUGUCUGCAUAUGAUAUGCCUUUUAAACCAGGACUCAUUCUGGUCACUCUUCUUUGCACAGAAAGAAGAAAAAACAAAAACAUUUGCCUCUAUUAUUAUCCUGUGUUUACAAUAAAGAUAUAUUGUUGUGUUUUUU